CCUUGCUCGUGUGACGAGUGUGACGAGGAGAUUAAGCGCGUUGAUGAGCGCAGCGGUUGGUUACCGCGUGGCUGGAUACUGGGAACUGCUGGGGCAGGACCAACAACACUAGGAUGUUGGUUGUGGUCGGAGGCCUGACCUUAGCCGGGGGCUUGUAUAAGAAUUGGAUGGCACUUGUGGUGCUUGGGAGGAUGUCCCUGGGACGAAAGUUCCUUUUGUUCACGACACGAUCAGCGAUGGUGUCUCCUGAGCGACUUCGCGAUGCGCCUUUGCGCCUUUUCCGUUCUUUCCACCCGAACAUAUUCAUGUUCCUGCGUGAGGCAGGUAUCUAUGAUCCGGAGGGGUUUCUUGGCCUGCUCCGACGGACAGGAGCGGUGGUGACAGGAUGGGUGCCGACACUUGUCCUGGCUAGGGGCGUCUUCCCGGAGGCACACGACGAGCCGGAUUUGGAGGAUGGGACGACGAUCUUGGUGCAUCAGGACCACUUGGCGACAAUACAGCGUUUCUUUGUGGAGAACGCUUCGCGAUAUUGCGGUCCGCGGGUGGAGGACCUUUGUUGUACGACUGGGUCGGCUGGAUCGGGGCCUGGGCCCCUCAUGAGUGUGAUCGUUCCGGUGUCGGACGAGGAGGUCAGGGAGUCUCGGUGUCGGAGCUUGCAGGAUCUGGCGAUGCAGCUGUGUGCGCACACGGCCGAGGCCGUUUUUCUGUCAGGGACGGGAUUGUUCUGUCCUUUUCCCUACUCGGCGCUGUAUCACCACCGGGGGGUGAACAUGUUCUCGUUGAGUCUUAGGCAGGAGCGCGCGAACGUGAGCCGGCUCUUCUUUGAGAGGCGUGGAUAUGUCAUUGGCAAUGAUGCGUGGGAGCUGGACUUGGAUCACUUGUCAGAGUUGGGGGAUCGGAGAGCGCCUAUGGAUGGCUUCAGCCUUUUUGCUACGUGGAGUCCGGAUGGUUACUUGUGGACUGGUGGGACGGCUGAGGCAGAGGCUGCCAGGUUCUGGAACACAAUUCGAUUGGGUGGUGCGCAACUAGACCGGGCGGUCCAGGUGGUGGAGAGUCCGAAGGAGUAGUCACUGUGGUGCAGUUCAAUUCAAUCAGAGUGGAGCUGUGUCUUGUGUGGAGCACAACACCAAAAAGGAUCGUGAGAUCUGCUAAACCCUAACAAAGUGGAGCUUCAUUCAAUCCAAG
Molecule: messenger RNA, 1185 nt
Organism: Microdochium trichocladiopsis
Lineage: Eukaryota; Fungi; Ascomycota; Sordariomycetes; Xylariales; Microdochiaceae
Exons: 1
Coding region: 114-1067 (317 amino acids)
Source: RefSeq, a predicted model, not a curated record